Caenorhabditis sp. 36 PRJEB53466 is the source of this 14138-nucleotide messenger RNA. NCBI's taxonomy places the organism in Eukaryota, Metazoa, Nematoda, Chromadorea, Rhabditida, Rhabditidae. The record is from the annotation of a GenBank genome assembly.
AUGUCGGCUGGCGGACGGUUUCGCGUCCAAUCGGUGCUCGACGGUGGCGGCGGAACCGAGCCCAACUCGGAGCAGAAUCUCGCAGCGCUCAGCACCGCCUCAAUUGGCCCCAGGAAAGAGCGUGAGUUUUUGUGUUGCUGUUCUAGUGAGCUGAAAAUCGCGUUUUUUGUGUCAAACUGGUCCUGGACUUUCAGUUUAAAAGUUUCGCGUCGAAGAGUACAUACACUCACAAAUACACGCACAUAUCAGUGUGCACUUCACCCUCCAAUUCUCUAACCGCCUACGCCCUCCCCGUCUCUCUCUGCCGCUAUUGUCGGUCUCGUCGGCCAACUGGCAUAGAGGGAAAGGUGAUUUGAUUAUUAUAUGGCCAUCACUAUUCUUUACUUUGGGGAACGACGCAAAAGUGCGUCAGUCGGUAAAUCUUUGCACGUUCUUUCACGGUUUGACGAUUUUGAUGCAAAAACAGCAGCACUCAUCCAAGAGUCUAGCUUGAUAAACUUACAAAAAGUUUGGGAAAAGUGAUAAGAGAAGCGUAUGGCCAUUAUUAUUGACUUGCAAGAACCGCGAAAUUGAGGCAAAUGGAAUGGAAAAUGGCUUUUUCGAAACUGUACACGUUUUGUCAAACUGUGCUCAUGCUAUGAUACCUUUCUGAAACCGUGACAGUUUUUAGGACAAGUGAGAGAAAAUUGGUGAAAGUGACCUGUGAAUUCAACUUAGAAACAAUUUAUUGUCUAAAAUCCUGCAGACAUGUAUAAUGACAAGUUUUUGAAACUCUACCUUGUUUAGGAUGAUGUAGUACCGAAAUGGUUUUGAACUUGAAAUUAUUAGCUAACGUUGAAUGCUGUUACUGUAGUUUACGGCUCUAGAACUUUUGUUGAACCCGCGUUUUCCAGGAAAACGGCAACGAAAUGUGGCGGAGAGAAAAACAAAAUUGAAUUUACUCUCUCUCUAGCAAUCUCAUCUCUUUUACCCAAAAAAAAAGGAGGGAAAGAGAGGAAUGGAUUCUUUUUCCAUUUUCAUUUCCUCGACUCGUCCACACAAAAAGUUGGAGCGGAAAUGGAGGGGGAUUAGAGGAAAUAAAGGGGAAAACGAAAGAAAAGGAGCGACAAAGUGUGUGUGUGUGUGUGUUUUCACAGAAUCGAAUCGAAAAGGGGGAGAUUAGAAGCGAGCGGAGAAGGACAAUAUCUCGCGGUCCGAUGAGUGUAUCAACGUGUUGUCAACGGGAAAGUUGUUGCAAAUUGUGUGCUCUACAACUUUCUAAUUGACCAUUUUGCGCUAGAAUGUUCGGUUUUGGAGCCAACAGACAUUAUCCGUGUUUCUCAGUCGAAUUCUCUGAUCUUCUUUACUGUUUCACCAUCUCCACUUGUCUCAUGUUUCAUUUAUAUAAUUUAGUCACUGAAAACCAACAACACUGCUUCAAUUAAAAAAAUAAAAAAAUAAAUACAAUAAAUAAUAAAAAUAAAUAAAAAUAAAUAAAUAAAAUAAAUAAAUAAAUAAAAUUAAUCAAGUUUUCGUCGCUUUUUCAUAAACUAUUCCAUAUGCCCAAAUAUUCUCAGUUUCACAAUUGUCCCAACUACUUUUUCACUCUCACUUUUCACUUUCACUUUCACGUUUCGCUUUUCCACGUGCUUCUACGGUUUCGAAACUAUAUUGUCGGUCUGAAUUUUCAUUCGUCCAGCUAUACACGUCUUUUCCGGAUCGUUCAACUCAGAAACGCAUGUUCUAUCGAUUUCUGUUUCCUAAACGACAUAACCGCAUGUUCGAAAGUAAGAAAUUGCUAAUCUGUGCCUCUUUUUUCCGGUCCCAACACUAGCUUGUGCUGAUUUUUGCAAGUGUACAAUAGUCGCCGAGAGGUCUAGUCGUAACUUGAUCCAAUACUCACUUUUUCCGCCCUCUCCGUCUCUUCGUCUCGCCUUCCAAUCACUUUGUUCGCUCACAAGUAGUCACAAGUAAUGUACAUCACGACAACUCUUCACACAGUUAUCUUUUCUCUCCGAGAGUGGAAACCAGAUCAGAAAACGAAUGUAUGGGGGCCAGCAGAACGAUUAGCGGAAAACGGAACUGAACAACGGAAAACGCGUGUAAUUGCCUCUCUUCCAACCUUUUUCGCGCGAGACAUUUCGAGACUUUUCAACUGGGGACCAAGGAUUUUGUCGUACGUGUGUCUCCUAAAAGUCUUCAAUCUUUCAACGACCAGCAGAUUCGGUCGGAAUUUCAAAUCUCUCGUUUCUCGAGCGCUUUUCUGCCUAGCAACCAGCCGAAAUCACAUGUUUUCGAGUAGAAAAUAGAAAUUGGUGCUCUCGUCGCUCGAGCAGGUAAACACGCACGUAUAUUUUGCGGGACGUGCGCAAGCAAUUUGGCGCACUCUGGGGGUUUUCAGGCAUUCACAGCGCUGUGAUUGGAUUCGAAACGUCGUUUUGAGACAAAAUGCUCAAUUACGGCAGACAAAACAGAAGCGGCGACCGCGCGGUUUACCACUCAGCCACCGGCGCACCGCGAGAGGGCAGAGGCCGGGCGAGUAGAUAUGCGAGCGCAGCCAGCCUUUUUUGCAUCGCCGUUCCUCUUUCAUUUGUAAGUUUGACGGACCAUAUCUCGGAGACGAGUAAUUGUAUCAAAAAGUAGUCAACUGAAAAGUUGUUUCAAAUUUCAAGCUCUACAACAUUGUAAUUGAGAAUUUCAUUCCAAAACCCGUCAUUCUAGAGUUACGAUAGUUUGUCCCACACUCGUCCAUUUUUUGUGUAUUUUGCUCGAUUCUCUGAAUCUUCAUCGCCAUCUUGCUCAUUUGCAACAACCAAUUCAGCCAAAACACCAUCACAAGUAGUAGUAGUAGUAGUAGUGUAUCCAAUUAACAUUUGCACAAGGGAAACGAAGAGUGGCCUCACUUUCCAACCAACACGCACCAUUAUUAGCCACUUUUCUAUUAUUCCUAGCCAAAUAUUGGCAAAUAUUAGAAAUAUUACGUGCCUCGAGAUCUUUUUAAAACUUUUCACAAGGAAAUGGAACGGAAAUAGUCGUGGAAUAAGUGUAAUUUCUCCAAAAUGCUCAAUUCUGGUGCCGAAAGUUCAGCUGCCCUCAGUUUCGCUUGAAAAGUAGUGUGACAGCUGGAAAACUAGUCAAUAUCUCAUUUUCAAUUAGCUUUUUCGCUCUCUCUCUUUCGUUUUUAACACAAAAUUCGAGUGAAAGAGCAAAUGUCUCCUCGUCUUCUUUUCUCUCCUGAAUAAUUGAUUCGUCCCGUCGCCGUCGCCGCCAUCCAUCGCUCUUCUUAUUCUGUUCAAUUUCUCAUACGCCUUUUGGCCCCCCCCGCCCCAAUUUUUCGAUUUUUCGUCUCGGAAAAGCAGCACUAAUCGUUCCAUUCCACAUUUCCCCUUUUCGGCCAAUUACCAAUCGGAGCACUCAAGAAAAGAGCAACUCGGAACGUCAUUUUCGCAUCAACAUAAAUUGAAAAUUGGCUAUAUACGAGCGAAUGCGAUGUGACGUGGCAUUUGUGUCGUUUUCCGGAUCAGGGGGCGGAGAUUUGCGACCUGGCAGUCGAAGAAAAAAGUUCCAACUUCCAGGGACCAUAUGAGGCUUCCGAAUAGUGGUCCUUAAAAGUUGUCAACUAGAAAAAUCAAGUACUAGACCCCUGGAUUAUGCUGAAAAUUUUUGAGACUGAUACGCGGUCCCUCAAAGUUGAUGUGGUCCCCCAAAGUUGCCCAGUCGCUUUUCUGUUUCCCAAUCCGUUCUCAAGUUGUUCAAGCCCUGGCCGUCAAAAAUUCUAUCGAAAAUACGAGCCAACAAGUUCCAACUUUCAGGGACCAUAUCAGGCUUCCGAAUAGUGGUCCUUAAAAGUUGUCAACUAGAAAAAUCAAGUACUAGACGCCUGGAUUAUGCUGAAAAUUUUUGAGACUGAUACGCGGUCCCUCAAAGUUGAUGUGGUCCCCCAAAGUUGCCCAGUCGCUUUUCUGUUUCCCAAUCCGUUCUCAAGUUGUUCAAGCCCUGGCCGUCAAAAAUUCGAUCGAAAAUACGAGCCAACAAGAUCCAACUUUCAGGGACCAUAUCAGGCUUCCGAAUAGUGGUGCUUAAAAGUUGUCAACUACAAAAGCCAAGUACUAGACCCCUGGAUUAUGCUGACAACUUUUUGAGACUGAUACGCGGUCCCUCAAAGUUGAUGUGGUCCCUCAAAGUUGCCCAGUCGCUUUUCUGUUUCCCAUGUCAAAUCCGUUCUCAAGUUGUGUUCAAGCAUUUGCUUGAAAAGCUCUCCAGACAUCCGUUUUUCUUCGUCCUCUUCAAAACUUUUGCUCCUCCUCGCUUUGUGAUGAGCCGAACACCCUUUUCUUCUUCUUCUUCUUCUUCUUCUUCUUCUUCUUCUACUUCUUCUUCUUCUUUCUCCCUUUCUCCACGAAAAGCGAAUUUCAACAGGAGGGGAAGGGGGCGGCGGCGGAGACUGUAAUCGAAUUGAAAACCGAGAAAAAACGAGGCGAAACGAGAAAAUCUGUGUUGUCGCCUAGACCCAGAGAUGAUUACCUCGAAAGUAAGAGUAGUGGAGAAGAAGAAGAAGAAGAUACUAGUUUGAGAGAUAGAGCGGGACCGCACGAGAGCGCGCAUACGGAAAAGAGGUCCUCGUUUGCUCACAUUCCCCCCCCCCCUUUUCUUCUUUUCCCGUCGCCAGAAGAAGAGGUCCUCCAGCUUCUCACCUCUUCAAACAAACUUCUUCUUCUUCUUCUUCCUCUUCGCCCCGCCCCUUUUCCUCCAUUUUUCCCCCCAUCCACUUCCACUUCCACUUCAAAAUGACGCUUACCACUUCGGCGCCGAUGCUCCGGUCAACUAGUAUUCCAGUCAAAAGCGCCGCCGAUCCUGUUCCGUCGACCUCAACGGAGCCAACGGUGGUGACGUCACGACGCUCCUCGUCUGGCGGUUCGGGCGGUCCGGCGAGCAGAAAACCGCCCAAUAUGCAUAUUAAUAUACCCGCAGGUACUUGGAUAGUGUUGGAAGCACAAUUUGUAUCCAGGCGCUGUGAUUUUGCCACAAAACUGGAGCUCAAAAACCGUUCAAACGCAGUGAAAUACAAAAAAAUUCCCGGUCCCUAAAGGCUCAGAGGUCAAUUUUGACCAAAAAAACCAGUUUUUAUGCCUCUCAGCUGGUGCACAAUAUUAGAUUAGAUGGACACUUUGCAACCGGUGGGAAAUGGCCUCAGUCUGGUUGCAAAGUGUCCGAUGACUGAAAACUUGUGAAAUGGUAACUUGUUUUUUUUGUUGGUAUUUUCACUAGCUGGUUGCAUUAUUUUCCAUGACUCUAUUAAAAACAAUUUCAAGGAUCCGGAAGUGUUGAAACCGAAAAGUACAAAAUUUGUGUUUCACGCGGUCCUCAACUGUUGGAUGAGGGCGUUUUUUUAACAGAGUUGAGCGGAAUAACUUAACGGAAGAACACGGAAGAAUUUUUAUCUUUUUUAGAAAUUUUUUUCAUGGAAUGUGAUCAAUUGACGAAAUGUAUAGCAAAGUGAACUGUGCUCAUAGAAAAAAAUAAUUGUAAAUUUAGCUUUUUCAUACAAAAAAAGUUAUUCGAGUUGUUCCGUGGAAAAGGGGGCGAACGGAAGACAACUCGCGUAACUUUUUUUGUAUGAAAAAGCUAAAUUUACAAUUAUUUUUCUAUAAGCAGAGUUCACUUUGCUUUUACAAUUCGUCAGUUGAUCACAUUUCAUGAAAAAUUUUUCUAAAAAAUAUAAAAAUUCUUCCGUGUUUUUCCGUUGAGUUCUUCCGCUCAACUCUGGUUUUUAAGUGUAGUCUGAAAACCAUGCACUUUCACAUUGCUCACAAUUGAGUAAAUCAAAUAUUGUGUCAAUCAUCUUGAGGGGACCGUUCAAAUUGAUCGGUCCGCGAGGUUGUAGACGUCUAAAUGACCAGAUCAAACCCCUCCCAAUUUCUCCAAGUUUCCCUCACAAUCCGUCGAUUUUUGCAGAUGAAGGCGCCGAGCGGAUACCCCUGUGCGAGCAGCAUUCGCCUCUGGCACUUUAUGAGGUACGUCAACCGCGUUUUCCUUCUUCUUCUUCUUCUUCUUCUUCUUCUUCUUUUUCUUCCCGAUGGAUGUCGAUACACAAACAUCGCUUGUGAUGAGUGAAAACAGAGAUAGAAGAAGAGUGUAAUAACUGUGGUGCCGCUAGACCGGAGGUCAACACGUCUCUGGAUUGAUCCCUCAAGGGAUGGACCGUCUGGACCAAAACAAGCGGAACCGCGCAUUUUACAUGGAAAUUUGAUACGUUUGGGCAUAGCGCCGCACACGCUUACCUACAAUAUUUGUUUUUGUUUUCCGAGUAGCCCGGGGGGGAGGAAUGCCGUUGUAAUAUUGUCCGUAUCUCAGCUGCAGGUAGAGAUAUCGAAAAGCGGCCAACUAGAAAAAUGUACAUUUCGGUUUGAUGAACAAUAUAUCAGUUGACAACUUUUUGAUAAAAUCACUGGUGCCCGAGAUACGGUCCCUCAAAGUUGGCGAUAAUUUUUGAUGCCCUCUGCACUGCACACACACAAAUUUCAUUUCAUCUUCUAUUCCUGUCGCCUAAUCCCUUAUUUUCUUGGAAACUUUGUCCCUUUCCGUGUUUGUGACGUCACUGCCCUUUCUUCUUCUCUCUCUUUCGCUCCAUCUUCUUCUUCUUCUUCUUCUUCUUCUUCUCCGGUGCUCUUGAAAGUGUCAAUGAGCAAAAGGGCGGUGAAGAGUGAGUAAAGCGUCCGAUUUCACGGCGGAUAGCUUUGCAGACACCCAAAAAUUUGAAAAAAAAAAUGGCGCAUGAACCACCAAGUGGGACCACCCACGUUCAAUUUUCAUUUUCAGCAAGACUAUGACACACAAGGCCAGAAAAUCGGAACAAUGCUUCGCAAAUUGUCAGUCUAUAAUGCGACGGAGGCGACGAGUGUCGAGGCGGACGAAAAACCAAAAGCGGUGAGUUUCGAGACGGUUCCUGGCGGAUCACAGUGGAUCCUUGUGGUUUCUAGCGCUUGAAAGUGUCGAAAAAUGGCUAUAACCUUCAAAAAAAAAAGUUGAGGCUAGUACAAGUCAAUGUUUCACACUUUUCGAUUUUUCAACGUUUUCCACUUGCCAUACCGAGCAAACGUUUGCAAAAAGUGUUGCGCGCUCGCCUAAUCCACUCAUCAAUCAAGAGCACUUUGCCGUUUGAUGGGUCUUUAGACCAUGAACUUUGGCGGGGUACAGUAAUCCAAAGCGCUUCCCAAUUUUCAAGCCCCAAUGAAAAUUGAUUGAAUCAAUGUAUUCGGUAUUUGUAGGCGGCCGCCAAAAUGGGCACCAUCAUGGGCGUCUUCCUGCCGUGUCUUCAGAACAUUUUCGGCGUUCUCUUCUUCAUCCGACUCGCCUGGAUCAUCGGCACCGCCGGAAUAUUUCAGGCGUUCUUCGUCGUGCUCACGUGUGUUUCUGUGGUAAGCGCACUGAAACUGUGAUCAACUUCAAUGGGCUAUGCUCUUUAAAAGGCAAUGUCUGAGAACCUCGAAAUUCGCUAAUUACACCAGGUCACUAAAAAUUCCGAAUGCUUCAAAUUGUCCCAUAUUAUACCCAAUGGGUACUUACAUACAUAACAGUGAUACAUCAGACAAGUUUUGGUCCGGCUCCGUGGUCCCUAGUCCGAUCACGAGCCCAAAAUAGGUCAAAACUGUAACUAAUUUCAAAAAAAUGCUAGCGUCUCAGACUGAACGCCAUUCGAUUUCUCGCAUCUUUUUAAGCAUUUUUCAUGUUGGCACCAAAAAUUUAGCACCUCUCCUUCAUGGAGAAAAAUAUUGUUUUGUGACAUUUUUCAGACAAUUUUUCAGUUUUCUGCUCGUCCUGAAAAAUUUUAACACUACAUAGCCAUAAUUUUGUUGCUGAUUCUGAAUCUAUACAUUAUUGUGCUUCGGCAAAAAAAAAGUUCACCCCGAUCUCGUUUUUUUGCCGAAAUUCACAAAAUUCGUAGUACUUUUUGCAUGGAAAAAAAUGUUCGCGAACUUGAGAAAAGUGCGUUUUCUCAAUUUUCAAAGGGGUCUCAUUGCGAUUUUUGUUGUUUUUGUAUGUUUUUAGGCAUUCUCGAUUUUUUGGAAGCAUUUCGAAAAUUUAAAAAAAUUAGACCAAGUCAUGACAAAAUUUUCGAGAAAAAAUUAAUUUUAAAAUUAAUUAAAUGCUUCAAAAAAAUCGAGAAUGCCUAAAAACACACGAAAACAACAAAAAUCGCAAGCAAACCCCUUUGAAAAUUGAGAAAACGCACUUUUCUCAAGUUCGCGAACAUUUUUCCAUGCAAAAGUACUACGAAUUUUGUGAAUUUCGGGCAAAAAACGAGAUCGGGGUGAACUUUUUUUUUGCCCAAGCACAAUAAUGUCUAGAUUGAGAAUCAGCAAUAAAAUCAUGGGUAUGUAGUGCUAAAAUUUUUCAGAACGAGCAGAAAACUGAAAAAUUGUCUGAAAAAUGUCACAAAACAAUAUUUUCCUCCAUGAAGGAGAGGUGCUAAAUUUUUGGUGCCAACAUGAAAAAUGCUUAAAAAGAUGCGAGAGAAAUCGAAUGGCAUUGCCCCCGAAACGAAGGAAGCAAGCCGAGUUUUUCCCCGGUUUUCCAGACGUUCCUCACCUCGAUCUCGCUCUCCGCAAUUGCCACGAACGGAGUGGUUCCGUCGGGCGGUCCCUACUACAUGAUCUCCCGGAACCUGGGGCCCGAACUCGGCGGCGCCGUCGGCAUCCUCUUCUACCUGGGCACCACGAUCGCCGCGUCGAUGUACAUCACCGGCGCCAUCGAGAUCCUCCUCCUGUACAUCUAUCCGCAGGCCAAGAUCUUCGACGACAUCUAUAACAACUACCGACUGCUCGGCACCGGUCUUUUUGAUCGUUCUCGGCCUGAUCGUGAUGGCCGGCGUGAAGUUUGUGAACCGAUGCGCUCUUCCGCUGGUCAUCGUCGUCAUUUUUCUGCAUCCUUUCCGCCAUGCUCGGCGUUUUUGUCCGCUACGACGGCAGCGACACGUUAAAGUUUUGUAUGGUCGGCGAUCGGCCCGUCGACCUGACUUCCUACUACGAACGCACUCGAAUCCUACCCAAUUGCACGGCCGACGGACUUCAGGAGCUGUUCUGCAGUGCCAACGGAACUUGCGAUCAUUACUACGACAGGGUGAGCGGUUUCAUGUCGAUCAGGCGGAGGCCUCAUUUCAUAGUUUUCAGAUGAAAGACAUCAAAGUGUGGAAGGCGUCGGGAAUGCCGGCGAUCCGUCAGGAACGAGCGAUCAAGGGCAUCGCCUCGGGCGUCUUCUUCGACAAUCUCUGGCCAAAGUACCUGCGAGCGGGCGAGGUGCUCUCAAAGGAUCGGAAGGACAAGGGCGACGUGAACCGGGGCGGUCAUCCGUCGUACAUCUACGCAGAAUCGGUGACCAACUUCAUGAUCCUCGUCGGAGUGUUCUUCCCGUCGGCGACUGGCAUCAUGGCCGGAUCGAAUCGUUCGGGUAACCUGAGGGAUGCGGCAAAAAGCAUCCCGAUGGGCACACUGGCCGCGCAAAACUUUUCCUCUUUCAUUUGUAAGUUUUGACGGACUAUAUAUCGCCAGUAAAAAUUGAACUCGUUCAGACCUCCUCGGAGUGCUUCUCUUCGGCGCCUCCGUCUCGGAAAUGUUCAUUCGCGACAAGUACGGUCGUUCCGCGAUGGGCAAGCUCAUCAUCUCGGAGAUCUCGUGGCCGUUCCCCCAAGUCAUCCUCUUCGGCUGUUUCAUGUCGACCGCCGGCGCCGGAAUGCAGUCGCUCACCGGCGCACCACGCCUUCUCCAGGCCAUCGCCGCCGACGACGUGCUGCCGUUUUUUUGAAGCCGUUCCGGAAGAUGGACUCGCGCGGCGAGCCCAUCAGAGCCAUUCUCCUCACGUUGGCCAUCUGCGAGUGCGGCAUUCUCAUUGCCGUCAUCGAGAACAUCACCGCGCUCAUUACACAGUGAGUUGUUUUUGCGAUAUGGCUCUACGAGAACACAACCAAAAAAAUGUAGAAAGGGGCGUGGGGCCUAGUGUGCACGGUUUAUCACAAUUUUGGCGCGAAAAAAAUCGAAAUUUAAAAAUCGAAAUUUAACCCCCAUUUUUUUCAUGUUUUUUUCGUCAAAAAAAUUACCCAAAUUUUGUACGGGUUUCGACGAUGAAAUUGCAUAACUUUAUUAAACUAAUCAUCGCGCGCACUUUUUUUGAGCUUAAAACGAGCAGGUUUCAUUCAGAAAUGAAUCGAUUGAAUCGAUUUUUCAAGUUUUUGUGCUGAAAAAUGCGCGAAUUUCAGUCAUUCGCCGAUACUUUUUUUGCCCGUUUGAACGCUUAAAAAUACUUGUAUUAACGUGCUUAAUCACUUCCGACACUCACUUCGUCUCAAAACUAUCCACAUCGGACGGUAUGAAAAAUUCCGAAAUUGCGGCGGCGAUUGGCCGCGGAGCGCGUAUUGCGAAAUAUGUCAAAAAAACGUCUCAAACGCGGCAUUUUCACGAAAAAUUUCAAUGUUUUCUCUUUUAAUGUGCUCUUCUUUCGUCGAUAUCAAACACAAAAAAACGGAAAAGUGCUGGAAUUGCGGCAAUUUUUCAGAAAAACGCGUCUCAGAUUAGGCCACGCCCCCCUUUCUACACUUUUUUUUGCUCGCCGGCCGUGGCGCUGGUCGACACAACUUUAACACGAGCAUUUUGAGCAAAUCUGAUGCCGCGUCGAAAGUCUCGGACAAACCGUAAAAACCGCAGGUUUUUCUGUCCAAAGUCGGCCGAAAUUUGCGUGAAAAACGGAAAAUUUCGAAAAAUUUCGUGAAUAACCGUACCCGCUAAAACUACGGUAUUUUUUAUGAAAAUUUGCGCAAGAAAUUUGAAUAUUUUCAAAUAUCCUCAAGAAAUUAACACACAAAUUUUCAAAAAAAGACAUAUUUCUUUGAACACUGUUUCACUGGGUUCUCUUUUUUCUUCAACUUUUCAAAUCAUUGAUAGUGUAAUACAAGCUCCUUUUUUUCUUCCAGAUUCUUCCUCAUGUGCUACCUGGGCGUGAAUGCGGCGUGCGCCCUCCAAUCCCUUUUAAAGUCGCCGGGUUGGCGUCCGGGCUUCCGUUACUUCCACUGGAUCCUGUCGAUGAUCGGCGCGAUCCUCUGCGUCGCCGUCAUGUUCAUCUCCGCGUGGCACUUUGCCCUCAUCGCCAUCUUCAUCGGCGCCGGCGUCUACAAGUACAUCGAGUACGCGGGUGCCGAGAAGGAAUGGGGCGACGGAAUCCGUGGCCUCGGUCUCUCGGCCGCCCGUUUCGCCCUGCUCAACCUGGACGAUAAGCCGCAACACUCGAGAAAUUGGCGUCCGCAACUGCUCGUGCUCGCGCCCGACUGCGAUUCGGCCACCACCAACGGAAUGCUGUCGUUUGUGAGUCAGCUGAAGGCGGGCAAAGGUCUGACGCUGGUGGCGAAUUGUAUGGAGGGCGAGUACGCGGAGAAGUACGUCGACGCGCAGGCGGUGCAGGAGAAGCUGAAGGCGGUGGUGAAGAAGAACAAGAUCAAGGGCUUCUGCGACGUGCUCGUCACCAACAAUCUCAUCGAGGGCAUCUCGUGUCUUGUUCAGGUUUGCGAUCUCGUAUGUUUGCUGCUUUCCACGCUUCUCUGUCCGCUCUCUUUUCCGGUUUUUAUGAGGUUUUAUGUUAGCCGUCUCACGGUCUCCAGAGCUGACAAUAUGGGCGUGGCCUCGGCGGCCAAAUGGCGUUUUCUCUGAUUUUUGUGGUCAAAAGCGAUGAAAAAUGAUUGUUCGACAUGAAAACACACUAAUUCUCGCAGAAUUAUGGACGUUUUGGCGCAUUUUUUUCGCGGAUUUCGCUUUUUUUCGAAUUUUUUUCCCUAAAACCCGCACUUCUCAUUUUGCGCUUUCUUGACCGUUUUCAGACAGAAUUGAUUUUGAGAAUGAUAAAUCACGUAAAUACAAGCAUUUUUGAGCGCUCGAACCGCGAAAAAUUACCGAAAAAGCAACUGAAAUUCACGCAGUUUUAGCGAAAAACCUUCAAACUUGACCAAAUUUAACGCUCUUGCGCUUAAAAAAUUUGUACUAGCCUAUACAAUCGAUAAAUCGAGAGAAAAAUGAGAAAUUAUCGAUUUUUCGUGGCUAAUCUGGCAAAAAACACAAAUUUAGCUGUUAAAAUUUGAAUUUCGCGCCAGUGUAUCGCUCUAUUCGGCGGGGCGCACUUGCGCCCAUUGUCAGCUCUGGAGACCGUGCGUCUAACUAUGCUUUUCAUUCAUUGUCAUCAUUUCUAGGGCCCAAAAACCGACUUUCUAGGACAUUUUGAAACAGAUUUCUGCGCAAAAGUGCCCAACAUCAUAGAACUUUGGAACUUACCAAAUUCCUCACUCAAAACCUUCUAGAAACAGGAAAAAAGUGCUAUCGUAACAUGUUCACCGCUCGCUCACCGCACCCUCUAUCACUAUCACUUUCCCCGCACACUGUCACACCCAACGCCCACCAAAUCCGCCCUUUUCCAGACCUCCGGACUCGGCGGAAUGCGUCACAACACGGUGGUCCUCUCGUGGCCGGUCGAACGGGACCAGAUGGACGGCGAGCAGCAGUGGAACGUGGCGCACAAGUUUGUGUCGGCGAUUCGAGCCAUUUCGGCGGCGAAAUGCGCUAUUAUGGUGCCAAAAUAUGCGGAGAGGUUCCCGGCGAACGGCACUAAAGUCUCGGGAUUCAUUGAUGUUUGGUGAGUUUCGGAGAGCAUUUUGAAACGGUGCAAACUAUGAUGAUCCCUAUCCUAUGCAGGUGGGUCGUUCACGACGGCGGCCUUCUGAUGCUCCUUCCGUUCCUGCUCCGUCAGCACAAAACGUGGAAGAACACGACGGUUCGUCUGUUCGCAAUCGCGCAACUCGAGGACAACAAUGUGCAAAUGAAGACGGAUCUCGAGAAAUUUCUGUACCAUUUGAGAAUCGACGCGGCUGUCAAUGUUAUCGAAAUGGUUCGUCUCAAAAAAAAAAGUGAAAAAUUGAUUGAAAUUGACACUUAUCAAGAUUUUGAAACAGCAACGUUUGGAAUUGUACAAAUGUUUUGUACGCAAACUAGACACCUUUUCUAUGCCUACAAUAGCUCUUGGAAGUUGCAAUACGCUUCUAGAAGCUACCAUAACUUCCAGAAGCUACAGUAGGCUUAGUCUCAGUGAUACCAAGAAGAUGUCAACUGACAAAACCAAGUACUAGGUCCCUAGAUUAUGCCCAAAAACUUUGAGAACAAUUGAAGGUCCCGAAAAGCAGUUAUGGUCCCUCAAAGUUCACCUUUUUUCGUUCCAGACCGACUCUGACAUCUCGGACUAUACCUAUGAGCGCACGAUGAAAAUGGAGGAGCGCAAUCAGUUGCUGAAGAACCUGAACAAGUCGGACCGUGAUAAAGACAUUCAGAAUCAUUUGGAAGUGGUGACGCGGGAACGGAAGUUGAGCCGAAUCAACGAGGAAGCGGUUGGUCCUUCAUAGUUCUAUUCCGUUUAAAAAAGAACCUUUUUUUCAGCCGGCAGUGGUCCCUGAACAACGGAACCUGGAGGCUGUGAACGAGGAACAAGAGGACGGCAAAUCGGAUGUGCUCCCUGAGAAGUUGGAGCACAAGGGAGUCAGAUUUUCGGAUGAUGAGGAUGCGAAGGAGGUCGGAUUAGUGUUUCAGAACUUUGAGGGACCGUAUCAGCGUUUGAAAGGGACCCUUUGUUUCAAAACUUUUUGAGCGUAAUCUAGGAACCUAGUAGUUGAUUUUUUCAGUUGACAACUUUUUCGUACCACCUUUUCUAAGCCUACUACCCCUGAAUCCUGAAACUUUUCAGCUGUUAUCUUUUCUUUCAGCCAAAAGCCGGAAACGGAACUCUGGAGCGGGAUCGCGAGGAGAGACAACGAAAAAGACGGUACAAUGUGCACAAAAUGCACACGGCGGUCAAGUUGAACGAGCUGAUGCGCCAGAAAUCAAGCGACGCUCAACUGGUGUUCGUGAACCUUCCGGGACCGCCGGACGCCGAUUCCGACUCGUAUUGUGAGUGUGCCAUGGCCCAAGUUAUGAGGACUGUGAGCCAGUAGGAUCCACAUGGAACUCUAGAGCCCACAGUUUUUCGCAACUUUUACUUCUCUUCCAGACAUGGACUUUAUCGACGCGCUAACCGAGGGCCUGGACCGUGUGCUGCUGGUCCGCGGAACCGGUGCCGAAGUGGUGACCAUCUACUCGUAG